This is a messenger RNA of Sungouiella intermedia, 1641 nucleotides long. Lineage: Eukaryota; Fungi; Ascomycota; Pichiomycetes; Serinales; Metschnikowiaceae. The record is from the annotation of a GenBank genome assembly.
AUGGGAAGAGCGACUAUAUUCACGGCCGUAUCGGCUGUGCUUCUCACUGUAUCCAUGGUCUUUCUCAUCUUGGGUAUGGUUGCUCUGCCUGUGUCAACCAGCCUCAAGUUGGCUUCAACUAAGGAUUACACUUAUGGUAUUUUUGGUUAUUGCCGGGGCUCAUCGUGCCCUUCAGCUCUGUACCCUGUCUCCUUUGGCGACGUCGAUAAAGACGCAGGCUGGAAAUUUGCAACUUCCACCAGAAACACUUUGGCAAAAACGUUUAUUGUGGCACCAAUUGCGGCCGGCCUCUCCUUCUUGGCUACUAUCUUCACUGUUUUGAGCUUGUUUGCUGGAAAUAGCGCCAUCAAGAUCUUCUCUCUUGUUUUCGGCGUGAUCUCCUUUGUGGCUACGGCUCUUGUUGCUGUGAUGGUGGUUCUUGUGUUUUAUCCUAAUACUUCCUGGACUGGUUGGCUUUAUGUGGCGGCCGCUGGCUUGUCUCUUUUGGCUGUGCCUUGUCUACUUCUCUCCAUCAGGGUUUUUGGUGGGGAUGAAGAGUCGGAAGCUGAGAGUGAAAAGAAUUUUGGAACCUACGCCGCUGACACGAGCUUGGCAGCAAAUCCUUUGUUGCAAGACAAUCAGAACCGCUACCAGUUCAGUGGUCCUCCAGUUAAUAACUAUACGACUGAUGAUGUGAGUUCCUACUCUAAGGAUUACAGCUAUCGAGCUGCCACUGGCACUACCUUCUCUGCGAACAAGAACGGAUCUCAUGCCAGUCUCUUCGAUUCCAAACCUCAUCUUGUUAACGACAUCACGCAGCCAAACAAUGUUCCUGUUAGUUCAAGCAGAAAUAACAGCAAUGCCAGCAACGACAGUUACUACGAAGAUGCUCCAAAUUUUAACCAAGGACCAAGCACACCGAUCUCAUCAAAACAGAAAAUGGCUCCUAACUUCAUUCCAAACGUCGCUAUUCCUGCUAACAACUCUGGUUACAAGCCGGUGAGUGGUGGUUUGCCAUAUCCGAAAUCUGAAAGAGGAUCCACUGCUUACGGUCAGGAUGGUUACAAUGGAGUAGCAAUGGGAGUGUUUGACCAUCAUCCUAAUGUGGAAGGACACCAGCCAUUUACGGAGCUUGGUGACAAUGAUGGUGAAUCACCACUGCCAACACGUCAAAUUGACUCUGAUGAAGAUUCAGACUUCACCAGUGUAUCUCAAAGACCCCCUAAUGAUAUGUACCAGCAACCAAGGCCCCAGCAGUUUCAGCAGCAAUAUCCCAAUGUUGCAAACUAUCAACCUCAGUACCAACAAAAUCAGGCACCACCUACGCCAUCGUCCUACUACGGAUCUGAAGGGACGUCGUACAAUCCACAUUAUCAGCUAUCUGGACACCAACAGCAGCCAUUCCAGUCUGGUUCUGGGUACCAACAGCAGCCAUUCCAAGGCAAUCAGUUUCAGCAACAAAAGUUUGGCCAGGUUCCUCCUCGUCCUCAAAACAAGCCUACUGUGUCGGAUAGCAUUUUGAACAACAAUCCCGAUUUUGCAAUCGGUGGUGGCCAGCGCCGAAAGCAGUUUGUUCCGCCAUCCAAACGUUAUGGUAACCCCAUGAAGCCUCAGCAGAGGCCAAGUACGUCGUCGCGGGAUGGCCCUUACGGUAUGUUGUAA